Rhincodon typus (whale shark) is the source of this 654-nucleotide messenger RNA. Its product is annotated as homeobox protein Meis2. The transcript is spliced from 6 exons. NCBI's taxonomy places the organism in Eukaryota, Metazoa, Chordata, Chondrichthyes, Orectolobiformes, Rhincodontidae. The record is from RefSeq and is a predicted model, not a curated record. Bases 1 to 654 code for a protein of 217 amino acids.
AUGGGAAAAACUUCUUCAAAAGAUACACGAAGGCCACAUGGGAGUGAAGAGAGGCAUCCUUUAUUUCCUCUGUUAGCGCUGGUUUUUGAGAAAUGUGAGUUAGCGACCUGCACUCCACGAGAACCCGGCGUAGCAGGCGGUGACGUCUGCUCGUCUGACUCCUUUAACGAGGACAUAGCAGUAUUCGCAAAGCAGGUCCGCGCAGAAAAACCACUGUUCUCUUCUAAUCCCGAACUGGAUAACUUGAUGAUUCAAGCUAUACAAGUGUUAAGGUUCCACCUCUUGGAGUUAGAAAAGGUUCAUGAACUGUGUGAUAACUUCUGCCACCGGUACAUUAGUUGUUUAAAAGGGAAAAUGCCCAUAGACUUAGUCAUCGACGAGCGAGAUGGAAGUUCCAAAUCUGACCACGAAGAACUGUCCGGAUCAUCGACAAAUCUUGCAGAACAUAAUCCAUCAUCUUGGAACAGGGACCAUGAUGACGCAACAUCAACGCACUCGGCUGGUACACCAGGACCCUCCAGCGGGGGCCAUGCUUCCCAAAGUGGGGACAACAGCAGUGAGCAAGGUAAGAGGUUAAUUCUCUUCAACUCAAAAAUCAGCAUGACUAAACAAACCCCACCUUGCCCUGAUCAAGCAGCAUGCGUCAUAAAGUAA